GUGAGAGUUGACUUUUGUUUUGUAUCGAACAGUAGCGUAAAGUUGGUUUUAAUUUUUAUUAAUCAAAUUAUCUUCAUAUAGUAGAUCUCAUCUAGUAGAUUCUAGUGGUGUAAAAAUUGAAAAUAAAAUAAAACGGAAUAAAAGCAAGGUAUAAUCAGCUUCCAUGUAACUAAAAUUUGAGGAUAUUACUAAAUUACUUUUACUAUAAUUCGCAUCAACUGCUCAUAUAGUCCGUUCAUAGCAAUGGGCAUUUUCGGAACUUUAGCACCGUUUGAUCAGGAUGUGGAGAGGGCGACUAGCGAGAAUAAUACUAGUGAGGAAUGGGGUCUGAUAUUAGAAAUAUGCGACCGCGCCAGCGCCAGCGGCGUCAACGCGCGCGACUGUAUGCGUUCCGUCCUCAAGCGCCUCGGCCACGCCGACCCGCACGUGCAGAUGCACGCCGCCACACUGCUCGACGCCUGCGUCUCUAACUGCGGCCGAGUCUUUCAUCUCGAGGUAGCAUCGCGCGAAUUCGAAGCCGAAUUCCGCCGUCUGCUAGCGCGAGCGCAGCCCGCCGUCGCGCAAAAACUACGCGCGAUGAUUCGCAAAUGGGCCGAGGGAGAGUUUCGAAACGACCCGCAGCUCGAUCUCAUUCCCUCGCUUCAUAACAAACUAUGCACCGAAGCCGGCGAGCGACCGACUUCUGCACCCGUAGCCGCCGACGCCCAGACCGCGAGCGCCGCGGAGAAACGCGAGCAGGAAGAGCUGGCGCGCGCCAUCGCACUGUCCCUGCGCGAGACGGCGGCGGCGGCGGCGGCGGGCGGCGCGGGCGGCGCGGGGGGCGCGGGGGGCGCGCUGUACCCGCGCGUGGACGCCGACGCGCCGGCGCCCGCGCCGCCCGCGCGGAAGGUGCGCGCGCUGUACGACUUCGAGGCCGCUGAAGACAACGAGCUCACUUUCCUAGCCGGCGAGAUUGUUCACGUGACGGACUCGAGCGACCCGAACUGGUGGAAGGGAUACAACGAGCGCGGAGAGGGUCUAUUUCCCGCCAACUUCGUCACCUACGACCUCACCGAGCCUCGACCCGAGAGCGAGAGCCGGGGCGGCGGCGGGGAGAAGCGCGUGCAGUUCGCGGCCGAGGCGGAGCCGGCGCCGCGCAUCGACGAGGCGAUCAUGGACGAAGCGCUGGCGCUGCUGCACGAGGCGGACCCGGCGGGCGAGGCGGGCGAGGCGGGCGCGGACGGCGAGGCGGCGCGGCUCGAGGCGCGCGUGCACGCCAUGGGCCCGCUCGUGGACGCGGCGCUGGAGCGCGCCGACCGCCGCCACGCGCGCCUCACGCAGCUCAGCGCCGACCUCGUCGACGCGCUCAACCUCUACCACGAGCUCAUGCGCGACCCCAAGCCGCACUACGCGCCGCACGCCUUCGCGCCUGGCGCGCUGCCCCCCGGGGCGCUGCCCCCCGGGGCGCUUCCCCCUGGGGCGAUGCCCCAUGGUGCUCUCGCUCCCGGUGCGCUGCCCCCUGGGGCGAUGCCCCAUGGUGGUAUGCCCCCGGGCGCUCUGCCCCCUGGGGCGAUUCCUCAUGGUGCUCUGCCCCCCGGCACCUUGCCCCCCGGUGUUCUGCCGCUCGGCGCUCUACCUCCGCAACUGACGCACCAGCCUCAGCCACCAAGGUCCUGAUCGCGAGCUGGAAAUAAGUUCUUCAUUCCUUCAAAUUCUAAUUAUUUAUUAUUGUGAUUGAUGCGUAUGUAUCGUUGUAAAUGAAUAUAUAAUUUAUUUGUA
Messenger RNA from Nymphalis io (European peacock), 1758 nucleotides. RefSeq names its product signal transducing adapter molecule 1 (gene Stam). Gene Ontology annotation, biological process: protein transport to vacuole involved in ubiquitin-dependent protein catabolic process via the multivesicular body sorting pathway. The transcript is spliced from 6 exons. Gene Ontology annotation, cellular component: ESCRT-0 complex. The record is from RefSeq and is a predicted model, not a curated record. The coding region runs from base 244 to 1656 and encodes 470 amino acids. NCBI's taxonomy places the organism in Eukaryota, Metazoa, Arthropoda, Insecta, Lepidoptera, Nymphalidae. Gene Ontology annotation, molecular function: ubiquitin binding; phosphatidylinositol binding.